CUCAUAUUUACAUAUUACUUAUUUUACAUAUUUGUAAAAUAUUAAAAUAUACAUAUGUACAUAUUAUACGAAUCAAAAUCAAAUUAAUCAAUACACUACGUAGAUGUUAAAUUAUAGACUUGGUAUAUAACUUGAUUGAUAAGAGACAUUGGCAAUGUCAAGGUUUUGCAGGUUCUACAUUAAACACAUACACACAUCUCUUCUUCAAACAUACAUAUGUACAUAAACCAAUUUCUUGUAAAAAAAUGCAUGGUUUAUGUAUAUUUGUUGACGAUGACUCGAUUGAUUACUCAAAUUUAUUACGGAAUGAAUAGUAAUAUGACACCAACCACGACAUUAUACGAGAGUACAGCCAUGAAAGUUCUACUUAUCCAUAAGAUAUUAUUUUUUAUUGCUUCGUGCUAAGCAAAGUCAUGUUAUUCCACUGAUAUCGAUAUGUCUUUUAUAUCAUCGAGUCAUAUUUACUAAGGAAUAAAAUACUUGUUCUUUUCCUGCUUGUUAAACUGCAUCUCAUUCUCACGAUCAGUCGCAGUUGUCAGCAGACUCAACAUUUUUUCCCGAAAUGAAGUCUCCUUUCGUAAUUAUCGUAUUACUAUUCAUCCCACUUUUUAUCGUGGGCGUAACCUCGGACGAGUCACUGCUCCCCCUCGAACCAGACGAGCAGGGUUUCAUCGUUCCUGGAAUCCAUGCGGAAUAUCUCCCCCCACCAAUUUUCUACGAGGGCUACAUUCCACUCGUCUUGGAGUAUCAGACACCGCAGUGGAACAAGACCGAGGUCACGUUUAACAACUGGUACACUUGCGUUUCGGAGACGUAUCCUUACAAAUAUUCUUGUCCCGUCGCGUACCACAUGAACCAAGCCGUGGUCAAUUUACACGUAGAUUUUGAACAGCUCCAUCCAGCCGUGGGGAGUAUAAAUGGGAAGAAAAGUCACACUUCUUCCAGUGGUGACCACACGACCCAUUACGAUCGUCUCAUCUCGUCGUCACAAUUCUGUACCAAAAUUCAGCCUCAUUUUGCCACUAUUUAUACAAACGUGCCCAUAUUCGAGAGGUAUUUGAGAGCCCUGAAGAGAUGUGGGAUCGAGUGGGGUUGGGCGCCAGACGAUGACGUAGUUCUGGUCCAGAGAAACAUGUCAGACUUUAAUUACGGAAUUCGAACCCCCUUUACCCGAAUGGAACACAACUUUUACAAUACGUUUUACAAGAAUAUUAUCGCUCCACCUGCAGCAACGAAUACUUCCAACACGACCGCACCCACCUCGCCAACUAUCGGAAAAUUGGACUUUGUCGGGUCCGCUGUCCUCUCCAAUGCAAGGAUAACCCUUCAAGCUGGAAUUCUCAGCAUGUACUACGCCGAAAAGAACAGAUGGAUUCACGCCACGUCCGACUGCGUCCAACAUCUUAUCCCUCAGUCGAUCAUCACCCAGGACAAGUUUAUUAAGGCGUUGAAGAACAUCACAAACCUGAAAAUGUUUCGGGAUGGGCGAUUGGAGCUGGCGAUUGACAGCAUCGCGAAAUAUUACACGCUGCCAAUUACGGAUUGUUCUCAUACUUCGGGGAAUAUGAUGGUGGUUCGGAUUCAGGUCCCCUACGCCAAGAAGAAUCGUUCCAAAUCGCUCCAACUCGUGCACACUCACACGCUCCCUUUCGAAUACAAGGGUCACGUUUGUCGGAUAAAAUUGAAUUCUCAAACGGAUCACACGCCCACCGGAUUUUUUCAGGGAAUGAGCCAUCACGGGGCGCAUUUCCUCUACGAAGACUUUUCCGGUCUCGCCUUCCCCACGGACUGCAAGGGGGGCGAGCUUUGCCAAAUAUCCGAGUACGGGCUGACCCUCCGGAGUGGGGGAGCUGACCGGUGCGCCUCUGCCCUUAUGGCCAGAAACCACUCCAUCAUCAAAAACCACUGCCAGUUUACCUGUCGAAGGCAAGACUUGUCAGAAACGCCAAUUAUUACGAGAAUCCACUCUAACCAGUACGUCAUAACCGGAAGUCCUUUUACAAUUUUAAUCCACUGCAACCCAUCAUCAGCUAUAUCAACGAACACACAACAAAAUGGUUUCGAAUACGAAGUCACCUCCCCUCGAAUCGGUGCUCACCUCAUCAACCUGUCCUGUAAUUGCUUCUUCUCCCUCAAAAGCACCGAGAGGUUGAAAAUCCUAAAAUUUUACGGCGAAGGAGUAUGUACCUCGAAUGAGACGUCGUCUUCAAGCAGUAGUAGCUCAUAUUUUUAUGGGGAUGGGAGUCCAUUAAUUUUCGAAAAAGUGGAGGUAAUUCCCAUAAUGCCGCUCCACUUUGCUCACGCCAAAGAAACCAAGAACAGUGUGGGGUCAUUUUACUACGAAAAUCUCAGUCAGGAUGCCAAAGUUAACUUGGCCGAUUUUUUGGAUGAGGACAAAAUCGAGAAGAACUAUCUGGUUUCAAACAGUAACAAAGAUUCAUCAAAUCGACGAAAUUACAAUGGCGUUGGUACAGACAAUAAUGAAGACGAUAACAUUUCUCAAAUUUUACAAGCGGCAGAAUGUUCUUCCUUGACCGCGUUGUGGAUCAUUUUUAUCAUCACGACCCUCACAAUCUUUACUCUUCAAGCCUACAUAAUGUACAUUUUGAGACAAAAUGCAAAAAUAAGUUAUCCAAAAGAUGAGCGAAUUCUCUACAAAGUUCCCGAUUCGCCAGUGAUGUAGUAUUUAUUGACGUAUUAAAUUUUGAUUUCACAAAAAAUUUUGAUUUCACAAAAAAA
Folsomia candida is the source of this 2739-nucleotide messenger RNA. RefSeq lists its product as uncharacterized. Lineage: Eukaryota; Metazoa; Arthropoda; Collembola; Entomobryomorpha; Isotomidae. The transcript is spliced from 6 exons. The record is from RefSeq and is a predicted model, not a curated record. Bases 563 to 2683 code for a protein of 706 amino acids.